Messenger RNA from Pseudo-nitzschia multistriata, 1648 nucleotides. NCBI's taxonomy places the organism in Eukaryota, Bacillariophyta, Bacillariophyceae, Bacillariales, Bacillariaceae. The record is from the annotation of a GenBank genome assembly.
CUUAACUAUCGGUAUGUGUAGCAACGUCGAUCGCUGACGAUACAUUCGAAAAAAUAGAGGCAAAGAGACAAAACUAACAUCAUCUAAAAAACGCACCAAAAUUCAAUCUUCCCUCCAACAUUCAACGUUCUUCAACUACGGCGUCGUGCGGUACGAUACGAUACGGUACCGUAGGUACGAGUACGUAAUCGUACCUGUUCGAAGCUUUCUCGAGGCAGCGGUCCAUCGAAGCAAGCAGGCAAACGAAGAAACUAGGAAACCAGCUCGGAACUCCCGGGAAACAACAACAGCCACACCAGAACACACACGAUUGCACCGCACCGCGGACCAGCUAGCUAUCCAAUGAGAACAAAAUUCCGGGGAGAACCAGGAAGGAGCCGAACGACGAUGGCCCUGGCAAUCUUCUGCGUGUCCUGGAUGGCGGCGACGGCGCCGCGCUCCACUCUAGCCCUUUCCGUGCCGUCGUUCGGCGUUACCAAAACGAUCGGCGGCGCUACGCAACACAUCCAGAGCGGAAGGCCUUCCGGAAUCCACAGGAUACGAACGGGCACCACCGGGGCGUGGUCCUCCCCCCCCGAACGAAGCAACAACGAAGGCGAGGCGGUCUGGUCGCCCGGCCUGCGCAAAACCAUGGCCGGGGUGGCGGGCCUCGGGGCGGUCGAAACGGGGUACCUGACCUACGCCAAGGUCACCGGGGGCCUCCCGUUCUGCGGGAGCGGAGAGGCCUCGUAUUCCACGUGCGACGCCGUCCUGAACGGGCCCUACGCCCACCUGCCCUUUUUCGAGGACCUGCCGCUGGCCUCGCUGGGCUUUGUGGCGUACGCCUCGGUCGCCGCGCUGGCGCUCUCGCCCCUGGCAGCCGGCGACAACGAGGGCGGCGGGGACGCGACCAACCGCGUUCUGCUGGCGGCCCUGGCGACGUCCAUGGCGACCUUUUCGGUCUUUCUGAUGACCCUUCUCUUUGGGGUCCUGGAGGCCUCCUGCCCCUACUGCGUGUUCUCGGCCUGCUGCAGCAUCUUCCUGGCGGCCGUGGCCCUGAUCGGCGGGUGCCUCCCCUCCGGGGGGAAUGCCUCGGCCGGGGGCCGGACGGUCCUGGCCGGCUUUGCGGGGGCCGUCGCCGGGGCCGUCCUGCUCUUUGCGGUCGGGGGCGCCGACGCCGCUUCGGCCGGGAGCCCCCCGGGCAGCACGCUGGCCGCCACGAUUUCCGGGAGCUCGCGAGGGGAACCGCAGCAGCUGCUCUACGCUCCACCGGAGAUCACCACCGACUCGUCGGAACGGGCCCUGGCCCUCGGCCGGGACCUGGCGUCCCUGGGCGGCGCCAGGAUGUACGGGGCCCACUGGUGCAGCCACUGCUACGACCAGAAACAGAUCCUGGGCAAACAGGUCUUUGACAAGACCAGCGGCUUUGUCGAGUACGUGGAGUGCUCGAAGGACGGGAUCAAUUCCCAAUCCAAGACCUGCAAGGCCAAGGAGAUCCCGGGGUACCCCACCUUUGAGAUCCAGGGACAGCUCUACCCGGGCCAGCAGGACCUCGGGGAGCUGGAAGACCUCGUGAAGGGCCUAAAGGAAGCUAGCAAGUAAUAAAAAACCGGCUCGGCAGCGUAGCGCAACCAAUCCUCGACUGUGGUAACAAAAUAAGUUUAUCUGU